Messenger RNA from Nasonia vitripennis (jewel wasp), 2488 nucleotides. RefSeq lists its product as uncharacterized. Gene Ontology annotation, molecular function: myosin light chain binding. The transcript is spliced from 9 exons. Gene Ontology annotation, biological process: spermatogenesis. The record is from RefSeq and is a predicted model, not a curated record. NCBI's taxonomy places the organism in Eukaryota, Metazoa, Arthropoda, Insecta, Hymenoptera, Pteromalidae. The coding region runs from base 642 to 2039 and encodes 465 amino acids.
GAUAAAUUUACUUGGACACGUGGGACAGCAUUGUCCAAGCGCUGGUGGCACUGGGUUGGAGCAAGGAGUACGGCAACGAAUAGAUGAUUCGGUGAUAACGCCUGCAAUACAGGGCUGAGGAUAGGUUCGCCUUCAGCAUCACACGUCUCAACGCUGCCUGAUGGUAAACAUACCGAUCGGCUAUGAUCUAUGAUCGCAUCGACUAGAACUAUAUCGAUCGCCAUCAAUCAACAGGGCUACGUUAACUGCGCGCGGUACCAUGGUUCGGGAAUACUUAUGAAUUGUGAGCGGCAGAAUAUAUAAGUACCUUAGCAGAAUACUUCUAGCAUCAGGUGGUCAUUAUGGGAAACUUCGUCACAUAACAGCUGGUUAUUGGUUCCCUAGCGACGUCGCAUUUAAAAUAUUCAAACAUAUCCAGGUACGUACAAGAUGGCGUUGAAUAUUCGAAGUUCAAGUAAACUUGUCAAUGUAUAAACCAUUUUCGUGAUUAUUCAUCAAACUUAAUUUUUUUUCAUCAAAUCAUUGACGAGUGUGCAAAUUGAAAUGUCAUCACGUAAAUCAGACUAUACUGCUACACCACAAUAUAAUUCAAGACAGUAAAUAUCGACUGCUUUUUGUGGAAAAAUCUCCGAUACAGCACCAUGGUUGGAAGGGCGUUUUCUGUUAAAAUAGAUCUUGACCUGCACGCUGUUACUUGUCCAGGAGUUUGGCUGUGUCCAAAUGGGAAAGUUGCCUUGCAAAUUAACAUUUUUGACUCGUGCAUAGCAACCCACAGAUUAACGCCCAUUUUCCCUCUGCUCUAUCACAAUAAAUUCACAUUUAAAAAAAUAUUUACCACCGUGACAACAUUGGCAGAACUGGAAAAAAAAUUGGCUGAAGAAUACAUUUUUGCUGAACUAAUUCAAUGCUCUCCCACAGCCAACAGGAAUGUGUCUCUGGCUACAUUUGAAACAAACUUAGUUGAUUUAUUAUAUCCAGUGCCUUGCUUUAAGGGUUUGUUAGCUGGAGUUGACGUCGAUUUGCUUAUGGAACCAUCAACAUUUUUCCCAGGUAUAUUAGCUCCAAAAAUUGAAGUGUCAACAAGAACUACAAUAGAGGAAGUUACAAAUUUUCAUGUCCGUUCUUCUGAUGGUCAUGUAAUAAAUCCUAAAAUUAUAAAUUCCAUGAAUCAGCGUUGCAUUCAUAAAAAAAAAGAUCCACCACCUAAACAAAGAAUUAUUAGACAAAAAAGAGUAUGUCAUACUGGCCAAGGCAAAUUAAAUAACUAUAUAUGCAGAUGUUGCCGUCGUCAAGGGACUACUGAGGAGGGCAAUUGCAAUUGCGACGCAUAUAAUGAUUCUCUACGAUCUUCCAAAGAUCAAUGUUAUUUAGCAACAUCUAAAAGAAGACAGAUAUGUAGUUGCACAUCACCAGUUAAGCUAACAUCUGCUCGAAAUUACAAUGUUUGCAAUGAUGCUCAUAUUCUUGAUAGUUGUCCAAUUUGUCUUAAAUAUAAAUGUUAUUUUUCUAAUAGAAAAAUUGAUGCAAAUAAUUUAUCUAAAUUAUGUGAUGUUACGAAUUGCCAAAAUCCUUAUAACAAACAUGUACAGAGCACAACUAAGCUUCUGAGUGGAAUGAAUUGUAACACUAUUAAAAACUGCAGGAAGAAUGUAUCAAAAUUUUCCAAUGACAUAGAUUCUCUCAAUUUACAAAAUGAUAUGAAGAGUAGUAAUCAUAAGUCAUGUGAUGGAGAUACAUGUUGUAAGUCUUCUUCUUUAGAAAAUUGUAAAAAUAGUUCUAUCUACAGAUCAAACAGUGCACCAUCGUUACAAGAUGAUCCAACUACAUCGAUUUUACUUGCAAAAAUGAGGCAACUAGAAAGAACAAAAGAAAGAUUAAAUUAUGCUAAUUGUGCCAACAGGUAUUCAGAUCAUAAUCUAUCCUGCAAAGAUGUACAAAAUAACGAGUCAAGGAAAGGAUUUUAUAAAAAUUUAGAAAAGUUUUAUAAAAGAAUGUAUAAACAGGCAAAACAACGUGCACAGGAUUUAAAUGAAACUUAAUUUUACAAUUCCAGUUUUUGUGAAAUUUGUUUCAUAGAUCUUAUUUAAGGAAAUCAUUAAUAGACUUUCAGUUGAACAUUUAUUUUCGACAUGUACCAAGUAUGUAUAUCUGGAUCUGUUUAUUCAACAAUUGCUACUUACAUAGUAAAAAAAUUAAUGAAUAAUUUACAAACGAAUAACAAAAAAUUACAAUGUUUGGAGAUAUUGUUUGAUUGAAGGCAAGAGGAAACUGUAAGAUAUAAAAUAUCAAAUCACCUUCAAUGCUAUGUACUAGUCAAUGACUUUAGUUUUAACUCUUACGAUUGUAUGAUUUUGAACUAUUUAAUUUUAAUUAGUUAUUUUUUGUAUGUUUCAUGAGACAGUUUUAAAAGCAGCUUUACAUGUAUUAAAUGUAUUUUUAAAGUAUUGUGUAUUUGCGCAGAAAUAUAUAAAAUCGUUUCUUUUCUUAA